AUGGUUGGCGGCAAAGACCACGUCCUGAAUACAGCCCAAGUCGAUCUCAUCGCAUCUAUACUGGUUGACGAAUUUGACCCUUACAUCCGAGAGCACGACCCUGGCUUUUCGGGGUUUCCAGCCGUCAGUCAGUGGGUAGCUCGACGGAAGAAGGACAUUGUCGACAAUGACCCGAUAUUUGCGACGGAGGAACAGUCACGCAAGAAACUGUAUAUGCAGCUUGUUGAUCGGAAGUUUAGGAACUUCUACCAUGGCCUUCGAGAGCGUGAAAGUCCGCUGAGUAAAGCGCUUCUGAAGCUCCUCAUUCCCCGAACCACGGCCCUCCACCUCUUUGAGCUCGAGGUAAAGCAGGAACUCGACGACUCCGGUAAGGACCCCGGCGAAGGUUAUCAGACACGUCUUCGGAAGAGAUGGGACAGCUUGCCCAAACACACCCGGAAAGGAUACGAGCAGCAGGUUGAUGCCCUCGCCAAAGACAUCGAGAAGCAAGUGCACAGCUCUUUUUUGCGUCGAUAUCAUGCUGACAUCCUUGAUAGCAAUCGUGACUUGCUUUUCAGAAAUCUCAACACGACCCUGGAAGCGCUCUGCCAGGAGAAAGCGCUUGGGGGUUUGACGGCUAUUGCGUUGCUGGGCUAUAGAGAUAUUGAGACAGGAGAAAUACAGGUGAAACUAUGCGACGGACGUAUGGGCGACGAGAGCUCCGAGUUUGGGGCAGAUAAGGAAGAGAGAGCCGUCAUGCUGAAGCUAAUCGAAUCGUGGAAAGAGUACACCAAGAAGACUGUUCCUUCUCACAUGCCCCAGCCUGGCUCCUCAAUAUCCGAGGCAAUCGUCAUCCCACGUAACGAUCGUACCAUCGAGGAAAUUGUCAUUCCCCGUAACGGUCAUGGCAUCCCGGUUUUCCCAGCGCUCGAUCCGAGGAAUGUCACGCCAAGUAUGCUUGAGGAGAUCAUAGUCCAAUACUACAAUGAGAUAUGGGACGUUCAUAGUCCUCUUAGCCUGCCAUGGGACGACCUCGUGCAGAAUGCGGCCAAUUUCUACGACGUGGAUCGCUAUAGCUUCAUGUGCUUCAACAGAGAGGAGCUCAAGCAUACGGGCCUGCUGUACUCUCUCGCUGCGGUGCUUGAGAUGCAGUGCGGUAUCAAUGCACAUGAACCCUUCACUUUCAGGCCCGCUUCCGAUGCCGAGCACGGCGUCUCUGAUAGCCGACCAACGUCUUCGCUUGGCCCUACACGAGUUCACGAGCGCGAAAAACAAUACCAGGCGGAGCCUGCUGGAGCAGCCGUGCAAUCAACAGACAUCUCAGAAAUUGGUACAACGGUCGACUCGGAACCUCAGACGGUGUCUGCCUCGGAGCGUUUGUUUGACCCGGUCUUGGAUGCACGCUCGGGAGUUGCUAGGCUGACCUUACAGACGAGGCAGGACAACUUGCAUCCAAUCCCCCAAGCUCAAGAUCACGAGUGCUCGCAGCCUCACAACUCUGUACGCCGCCAUCAAAAACGCUUAGCGACCGUGGAAAAGUCUCGUCCUGCUGGCGAUAGACUUGCGAACAAGGCGAAUCGCAAAGCCAAGACCGAUCAUCGCGCCAUUGGUGUGAGGAAGACACUUCAGAGGCGGGGGCGCACAGAGAGGGUCUUAUCUGGAACGGGAUCGGCCGCAACCCUAAUUCCCGUACAAGGCGAGAAGGAUACCUUUUUCUCUCAAGGGUAUAAGUUCAAGCUCGCAAAGGGGUGGCAGCAUAGCUGGCAUAUAUCUUUGAACGAGUAUGCGAAACUCGGCGGAAAGAUUGUGGGUUCCAGUGAAUUCAAUGAUCGGGAGGAGGUCUUAGCAAUGACCAUGAUCGCGCGUGAUCCCGAAUGGAUGGCGAGUCAGUGGGAGGAGUGUGUUGUUUCUCGUCCUUAG
Peniophora sp. CBMAI 1063 is the source of this 1899-nucleotide messenger RNA. Lineage: Eukaryota; Fungi; Basidiomycota; Agaricomycetes; Russulales; Peniophoraceae. The record is from the annotation of a GenBank genome assembly.